UCCUCAUCUCCUCACCCCACUUUUUGGCUUUCAUAUUCUUGAGAUAUGGCUGGUGAGCAGCAUCUCUUAGCUACCGAGAUUGUGAACCGUGGAAUCGAAUCCUCCGGCCCUAAUGCUGGAUCCCAGACCUUUUCAGUGAGGGUCCGACGGAGGCUGCCGGACUUUGUCCAGUCUGUGAAUCUUAAGUAUGUGAAAUUGGGGUAUCAUUAUCUCAUUAACCAUGCCAUCUACUUGGCCACCAUCCCUGUCCUGGUGCUUGUCUUCAGCGCUGAGGUUGGGAGUCUCAGCAAGGAGGAGCUCUGGAAGAAGCUCUGGGAGGACGCCCGCUACGACCUCGCCACUGUCCUCGGUUUCUUCGGCGUCUUCGUCUUCACCCUCUCCGUUUACAUCAUGUCCCGCCCCCGCUCCAUCUACCUCAUUGACUUCGCAUGCUUCAAACCCCACGACGAUCUCAAGUUGUCGAAGCAGCAGCUGAUCGAAGCGGUUAGAAGAUCUGGAAAGCACGACGAGGCGAGCAUAGAGUUUCAGAAGAGAAUUCUAAUGUCAUCAGGCAUAGGAGACGAGACGUACAUCCCAAAGGCGGUGAUGGCCGGAGAGAACUGCGCGACGAUGAAAGAAGGACGAGCAGAGGCCGGGAUGGUGAUGUUCGGGGCACUGGACGAGCUCUUCGAGAAAACCAGAGUCCGGCCGAAGGACGUGGGGGUGCUGGUGGUGAACUGCAGCAUAUUCAAUCCAACUCCAUCACUCUCUGCAAUGAUCAUCAAUCACUACAAGAUGCGAGGCAACAUCCUGAGCUUCAAUUUGGGCGGAAUGGGGUGUAGUGCGGGAGUGAUAGCCUUGGAUCUGGCUCGCGACAUGCUCGAAUCGAAUCCGAACAACUACGCCGUAGUGGUGAGCACAGAGAUGGUGGGAUACAAUUGGUAUCCGGGAAAAGACCGGUCCAUGAUCAUACCCAACUGUUUCUUCCGCAUGGGCUGCUCUGCUCUGCUUCUCUCCAACCGCCGGCGUGACUACCGGCAUGCAAAGUACCGGCUCGAACACAUUGUUCGCACGCAUAAAGGUGCUGAUGACAGAAGCUUCAGGUGUGUUUACCAGGAAGAAGACUCAGAGAGGUUCAAGGGGCUGAGAGUGAGCAAAGACUUGAUCGAGAUAGGCGGGGACGCGCUCAAAACCAAUAUCACCACCUUGGGGCCUCUGGUGCUUCCCUUCUCUGAGCAGCUUCUCUUCUUCGCCACCCUGGUCUGGAGGAACCUCUUCGGCCACGGGGGCCCUCAGCAGCCGCCGACAAAGCCAUACAUCCCCGACUACAAGCUCGCAUUCGAGCACUUCUGCGUCCACGCCGCCAGCAAGACCGUGCUGGACGAGCUGCAGAGGAACUUGGGAUUGAGCGACAGCAACGUGGAGGCUUCGCGCAUGACCCUGCACCGCUUCGGCAACACUUCGAGCAGCAGCAUUUGGUACGAGUUGGCGUAUUUGGAAGCUAAGGAGAGGGUGAAAAGGGGAGACCGAGUCUGGCAAAUUUCAUUUGGGUCUGGGUUCAAGUGCAAUAGCCUUGUGUGGAGGGCUAUGCGCCGGGUGAAGAAGCCCUCAAGCAAUCCUUGGCUUGACUGCCUUGACAGAUACCCGGUGUACCAUUAAACCCUGCUAGUGUUUAAGUUGGAUUAGCUUAAAAAUAGUAUUUAUGCGUUGGGUUUUAUUGAAAAGGAUUUGAUAUUAUGGAAACAAUAUUUGAAAGGAGUGAAUGUUAAAAUCUAUGAUCAUGUCAUAGAAGUGAAGUGGUUUUUACAAGCUUAGAAUAAUGUUAUGAGAUGAUUAUUUAUGGGUGAUGAUAAAUGUACUCACCUAAUCUAUUUAAGCUCAUUUAUUUAAAUUUUAAAUAAAUAAAUAAAUGAAAGGGUAUAUUCUCUUUA
Molecule: messenger RNA, 1910 nt
Organism: Vitis riparia (riverbank grape)
Lineage: Eukaryota; Viridiplantae; Streptophyta; Magnoliopsida; Vitales; Vitaceae
Product: 3-ketoacyl-CoA synthase 10
Exons: 3
Coding region: 46-1638 (530 amino acids)
Biological process (GO): fatty acid biosynthetic process
Cellular component (GO): membrane
Molecular function (GO): acyltransferase activity, transferring groups other than amino-acyl groups
Source: RefSeq, a predicted model, not a curated record